Messenger RNA from Pan troglodytes (chimpanzee), 2543 nucleotides. RefSeq names its product doublesex and mab-3 related transcription factor 2 (gene DMRT2). Lineage: Eukaryota; Metazoa; Chordata; Mammalia; Primates; Hominidae. The transcript has 5 exons. Gene Ontology annotation, biological process: regulation of transcription by RNA polymerase II; sex differentiation. The coding region runs from base 485 to 1165 and encodes 226 amino acids. Gene Ontology annotation, molecular function: RNA polymerase II cis-regulatory region sequence-specific DNA binding; DNA-binding transcription factor activity, RNA polymerase II-specific. Gene Ontology annotation, cellular component: nucleus. The record is from RefSeq and is a predicted model, not a curated record.
GCGCAGUCUGGAGACUGAAGCCCGUGGCGCUGCGCUGAAUGCAACUGCGCGCGCCCGCCGGGUGAGCCAGCGAUCUGAGCCAGGCGGGGGCGGCCCGACCUUUCCCGCCCAGCCUGGGUCAGAGGAAGCCGAAAGCGGCCUCAGCAAGGUGAGGCGCCCGAGGCUGCAGAAGACCGAGCAGAACUUUGCAGAGUUCGGGAUGUGCUGGGCUAGGUCGCUGAGGACUUGACUGGCUUCCUCCCUCCUUCCCUCCACCCACCUUCUCCCUCCCCUCCACCAUCCAGUGGGUUCGUUCCGGGCCUCCAGCUAUCAGCUCCCGAUCUUGUGUUUGAGGGUAGCGACCCCGAUUUCUGUUUGCAUGCACAGCCAGCAGCCCUAGCGCCAGAUCCUAAAGCUGGAUAUCUUUUAACUGGGCUACCAGCCCGGGCCUCAAAGUUUUGCGUGAGGGCCGCCAAGCUCAGGCCCCAGCGAAGCCCCGAGCGCCAUGGCCGACCCGCAGGCCGGCUCCGCGGCCGGGGACUGGGAGAUCGAUGUCGAGAGCCUGGAGCUGGAAGAGGACGGCUGCGGGGCGCCGCGGUCAACGCCCCCCGGGCCCAGCCCGCCGCCGGCAGACGGGGACUGCGAAGACGACGAAGACGGCGACGAGGUGGACGAAGACGCGGAAGACGAGGGCGACGGCGAGGAGGCAGGCGCGUCCCCUGGGAUGCCCGGCCGGCCGGAGCAGCAGGGGGGACUGCAGCCGAGGCCGCCGCUCGCGCCUCGGGCCUCACCCGCCGGCACCGGUGCCCCGGAGCGCUGCACUCCUGCGGGCGGCGGCGCGGAGCCGCGCAAGCUGAGCCGCACGCCCAAGUGCGCGCGCUGCCGCAACCACGGCGUGGUGUCCUGCCUGAAGGGCCACAAGCGCUUCUGUCGCUGGCGCGACUGCCAGUGCGCCAACUGCCUGCUGGUGGUGGAGCGGCAGCGCGUCAUGGCCGCCCAGGUGGCGCUCCGGAGGCAGCAGGCCACCGAGGACAAGAAGGGGCUUUCCGGGAAACAGAAUAAUUUCGAGCGCAAAGCUGUGUACCCGAGGCAAGUCAGAGCCCCCAGUUUGCUGGCCAAAAGCAUUUUAGAAGUUCUCCUUGGAUUAUUCUACAGCUAUUAUGUGUACAUAAUGAACCAUCUUUAGAAAAUAAAAGUGACAUCAGCUCUAGGCUAUCGCCCCAUUCCAGCGGAGACUUAUGUAGGAGGGACCUUCCCUCUACCUCCCCCAGUUAGUGACAGGAUGAGGAAAAGAAGAGCCUUUGCUGAUAAAGAGUUGGAGAACAUUAUGCUGGAGAGAGAAUAUAAAGAAAGGGAGAUGUUGGAAACUUCUCAAGCUGCUGCUCUGUUUCUGCCCAACCGCAUGGUGCCUGGACCUGACUACAAUUCCUACAAAAGUGCCUACAGCCCCAGCCCAGUGGAACCACCGAGCAAGGACUUCUGUAAUUUUUUGCCCACCUGCCUUGAUUUAACCAUGCAGUAUUCAGGGUCUGGGAAUAUGGAACUAAUUUCUUCUAAUGUCAGCGUGGCCACAACUUAUAGACAGUAUCCCUUGUCCUCGAGAUUUUUAGUUUGGCCCAAGUGUGGCCCCAUUAGCGACACCCUCCUCUACCAGCAAUGCCUGCUAAAUGCCACCACCUCAGUUCAAGCCCUGAAGCCUGGGACCAGCUGGGACUUGAAGGGAGCACGAGUCCAGGAUGGACUCAGUGCAGAGCAGGACAUGAUGCCAUCGAAAUUGGAAGGCUCCCUGGUGCUGCCUCACACUCCUGAGAUCCAGACCACGAGAAGUGACCUUCAGGGUCAUCAGGCUGUCCCAGAGAGGUCCGCGUUCUCCCCACCCCGACGGAAUUUCUCUCCCAUUGUUGACACGGACUCCCUGGCAGCUCAAGGGCAUGUCUUAACGAAGAUCAGCAAAGAAAACACCAGGCACCCUCUGCCACUUAGACAUAAUCCAUUCCACUCAUUAUUCCAGCAAACACUUACUGACAAAUCGGGUCCUGAGUUGAAAACACCAUUUGUCAAAGAGGCCUUUGAAGAGACCCCUAAGAAACACAGAGAGUGUUUAGUUAAGGACAACCAGAAGUACACAUUUACAAUAGAUACAUGUGCAAAAGACCUUUUUGUAGCCAAACAAGUUGGAACAAAACUCUCGGUGAAUGAACCACUGUCAUUUUCUGUUGAGUCUAUUCUUAAGAGGCCUUCAUCUGCCAUCACUCGUGUCUCUCAGUGAAAGGCUGCUUAAACAGAAAGCUGGAUUUUCUGCAGUCUUAGAGCGUUAUGGCCAUUUGCUACUUUUUUUAAAAGUUAAGAUGUUUGUGUUAAGAAAUUUCUAAUGUAAAGAUGAUGAUUUUGAAAAAUUUUAUAUAUUCCUAAUAUGCAUGUACUUUUUCUUAUCACAUAUAUUUAAACUUACAGAUGGAAAUUGCCCAAUGUGCAAAUUGUUAAGUACCACACUUUACACAGCAUUUCAAAAAGCAAUAAAAUUGACACCGUCUUCUCAAAGACCCAAUAUUUGCCGAAGCAAA